AUGUCUCCUGCCAUAAAGAACAUAAUCGCUGAGCCCAACUUGGACAUCAGCUUCCAAGACUAUCUCAUCCUCUCGAAGCUUGUAUUCGACUGGGCUGAUAGUUACGAUGCCAAGGACUGGGAUCGACUGCGCAGCAUCAUCGCCCCGACCUUGACGGUCGACUACACCAAGAUCGGUCUGAAAAGAUGGGACAACAUGGCUGCUGAUGACUACAUGGCCAUGGUUACCCACCCUGGCUUCCUCGGUGACAGGACCAUCAAGACACAGCAUCUGCUUGGCCAGACUUGGUGGGAGAAGAUCUCUGACACUGAGGUCAUCGGUCACCAUCAGUUGCGUGCUGCGCACCAGGUCUACGAGACUGAGGAGCUGGAGACUGUCAAGCUACGCGGUCACUCCCACGCUACAAAUGAGCACUACUACCGCAAGGUUAAUGGGAUUUGGAAGUUUGCUGGGCUCAAGCCCGAUGUUCGAUGGAACGAGUUGCGCUUUGAGGAGGUCUUCAAGGGUCUUGACUAG
This is a messenger RNA of Penicillium bovifimosum, 516 nucleotides long. RefSeq names its product scytalone dehydratase arp1 (gene arp1). Bases 1 to 516 code for a protein of 171 amino acids. Gene Ontology annotation, biological process: melanin metabolic process. The transcript has 3 exons. The record is from RefSeq and is a predicted model, not a curated record. Lineage: Eukaryota; Fungi; Ascomycota; Eurotiomycetes; Eurotiales; Aspergillaceae. Gene Ontology annotation, molecular function: scytalone dehydratase activity.